AUAAUUAUCUAGCAACAAUGUAACACGUUCAUUUUAAAAAUAAAUUUAAUCGCAGACGAUAAUGGAAUCGUGGUGACAUAAUUCGGACGCAACAGUUUCAAGAAAUUUAUCUGUCGAAAGUACUUGUAAAUAGAUGACUCGCAUAAAUGAGUAGAGAUCAGGAUAAUUAUAAAAUAAUAAUACAAAUUAAUUGGUGCUAAGUCUCACACAGUGAUUUCGAAAAUGAUUUGGUUGUUUGUAGUUGCGUUUAUAGUGCUCUUUGUUCUUAUUAUUUAUGACCAAUUUAAAGGAUUCAUAUUUGCCACAAUAUACAUGCAUAAAUUACCAGAACCACAAGCUAAUUUUUUUGUCGGAAAUAUGUCUUCUCUUUUUGAUACCCCGGAAAACAUAUUCAAAAUUUUGAGAAAAUGGGGGCGCGAUUACUAUCCAAUAUAUCAUACGUGGGUGGCUCACUUGUCAGCUGUCAAUAUCGUAAAUCCUUAUGAUUUUGAGAUUAUUAUGUCUAAUAUGAAACACAACACGAAGGGAUACUUUUAUCACAUGUUUCAUAACUGGUUAGGUACAGGACUGUUAACGAGUGAAGGAAGUAAGUGGCAAGAAAGAAGAAAAAUAUUAACGCCAGCUUUUCAUUUUAACAUCCUGCAAGAAUUCAUUAAGGUUUUUGAAGCAGAAACAAAAAAUCUGGUUGACGUUUUUAAGCAAGAAUGCCACAAGCCCUACAUUGCUAUAACCGACUUCAUAUCUGAUUUUACUUUAGACACCAUAGAAACUGCAAUGGGAACAAAUUUUAAAGAAGAGAACAUAAAAGUUAGCGGAAGAGACUAUAAAACGGCUAUUCAUGAAAUUGGAAAAAUAUAUGUUUACAGGUUAAGUCACCCGUGGUUGUUGCAUAAUUUGUUCUACGUUUUCGUGCCGCAGUAUUUCAAGGAAAAAAAAUUAAUUCAAACUUUGCACACUUUUACUACUAAUGUAAUUUCAAACAGACAAAGGAACUUUAGAUCGAUAAAAGCACAAAAUGAAGUAGAUUUUUCUUAUUCUAAACGCAAACGUCUAGCCAUGUUAGACUUACUUCUCGCUGCUAAAAAACAAGAAGGAUGCAUUGACGAUGGCGGUAUUAGAGAAGAAGUAGACACUUUUAUGUUCGAAGGACACGACACUACGUCUGUGGCUAUUUCUUACGCUCUCAUGUUAAUCGCUUGCCAUCGCGAUAUACAAGACAGGAUUUACGAAGAAAUACAGCAAGUAGUCCCUGAGUCCUCUCAGCUUAAUUACCAGAUCUUACAAGACCUUAAAUACAUGGAAAUGUGCAUUAAAGAAGUUCUUCGAAUGUACCCCAGUGCACCCCUCAUUGCUCGAGUCUUAGGUGAAGAUAUAAAAACGCACAGUGGCUACAUCUUAAAAACUGGUUCGAUGGUUCAGCUUCAUAUUUAUGACGUCCAUCACAACCCUGAUAUUUACCCAAAUCCCGAAAAAUUUGAUCCAGAUCGGUUUUUGCCGGAAAACUGUCAGAAUCGACAUAAUUUUGCAUAUGUGCCUUUUAGUGCCGGACCAAGGAAUUGCAUUGGACAAAAAUUUGCAAUUUUGGAAAUUAAGGCUGUAUUAUGUGGUAUUCUUGCAGCAUUUAUUUUAGAACCGGUCGACACUCCAGAGACUGUUGAAUUAAUUGGCGAUGUUGUUCUGAGAAGCAAAGAUAACAUCAAAGUGAAGUUUAUUCCAAGAAAAAAUGUCAAGGUUUAAAAUGAGACAGUUUUUUGUUAUUAUUUGGAAUUUUACUCUACUUAAUAAAGUUUUAGACAGA
This is a messenger RNA of Zophobas morio, 1798 nucleotides long. RefSeq names its product cytochrome P450 4C1-like. The record is from RefSeq and is a predicted model, not a curated record. Gene Ontology annotation, molecular function: heme binding; oxidoreductase activity, acting on paired donors, with incorporation or reduction of molecular oxygen; monooxygenase activity. The coding region runs from base 223 to 1737 and encodes 504 amino acids. Lineage: Eukaryota; Metazoa; Arthropoda; Insecta; Coleoptera; Tenebrionidae. The transcript is spliced from 5 exons.